This is a messenger RNA of Clunio marinus, 2625 nucleotides long. The record is from the annotation of a GenBank genome assembly. Lineage: Eukaryota; Metazoa; Arthropoda; Insecta; Diptera; Chironomidae.
ACAACCAUCGUUAAAAGACCAAUCGAUUUUCUACGCUCCAUUUAAAAAUAGUCAAGAAAGAAAAGAAGAAAAAAAAAUCUUAACGACUGCAUUUUUAAUGUCGUAGAAGGAGAGAAAAAAAACCUGUUGAAUUUGCAUAAGACUGUUUUUGUUACACUUAACUAUAACAACGGCAUAUCGACACGUUUGAUCAUAAACUGCAUGUUACUGAACAAUUCAGUUAAUUAAAAUCUAAUCAUAUUUAGAUAGUGCACGACUGCAACGUUUGAACUUGAAACAUUGGAGGAAGCAAAUAAGUAUAAAGUGAACUGCAGUUAAAUAAUACAACAAGUGCAAGCUAUAAAAAGUUGUGAAAAAGCUUUUGAUUGACAACGUUGAAGCAGUUUCAAUUUUUUUAUUUCAAAAUGUGUGGUGUAACAGGCAACGCUCAAGAUGGAAAUUACAAAGUUAAUGAUCUUCAGUUGAAAGACAACAAAAGAGCUCAGUUUGUUAAAGAAUCUCUCAAGAACUUAAUCCUAAGCAAUGAACAAAUUGAGAAAGUCGGUGAAGCGUUCAAGCAAGAAAUGUCAUCAGCUUUGGAUGAGAAAACAUCAUCAUUGCAAAUGGAAAACACAUACAUACCAGAACUACCGAAUGGAAGUGAAGAAGGAACUUAUUUGGCGCUUGACUUAGGCGGAACAAACUUCCGCAUCAUUCUCCUUGAACUUGCAAACGGCGAAUUCUUGAAAGAGGACUUUAAAUUUUAUCAUAUAUCAGAUGAAGCACGUCUUGGAUGUGGAAUCGAACUUUUCAAUUAUCUUGCCGAAUGCGUCAAAGAUUUUAUGACGUUGAAAAAUAUGCCAUUUGACAUGAAGAUUCCCAUGGGCUUUACAUUCUCAUUUCCAAUGAAGCAACACUCUCUACACUCUGCUGAACUUGUUACUUGGACAAAAUCAUUCAACUGUCCAUCAGUUGUCGGUUGUGAUGUCGUUCAAUUGCUUCAAACAUCGCUCCGCAAACAUGGAAUGAGAAAUAUCGAAGUGCUUUGCAUUCUUAACGACACAACUGGCACAUUGGUGGAAGGGGCACGUUUGGAUGCUAAAACACGUAUUGGGAUGAUUUUAGGAACUGGAUCGAAUGCAGCUUUUCUUGAACGUGCUGAUCGCGUGCAUCAUUGGGAAGGUGAACGUCAUGGCGAGAAGAAUGUUAUCAUCGACAUAGAGUGGGGAGCUUUUGGCGAUAAAGGUACAAUCGACUUCAUUAGAACUGAACAUGACAAAGAAGUUGAUAAUGGAUCUUUAUUAAAGCGAAGUUUUACUUUCGAGAAGUACAUCAGCGGAAAAUAUUUAGGCGAAGUUGUUCGUGUUGUUUUGAAGUCACUUUGCGACAAGAAUCUUCUGUUUACGAAAGCUUCAAAAGAUCUUUUCCCAGCACCUUGGAAAUUUGGCACUGAUAACGUUUCUCAUAUUGAAGAAGACGCACUGAAUGGAUGUUCAAACACCAGCACCGUCAAAGUUCUUGACAAAUUCAAUUACAGAUUUAAUAUCGACUACGACGAAGACGAUAUUAAAGUUAUUCAGUACACGACAGCUUUAGUGUCGUAUCGAGCGGCAUUGCUUGUUUCUAUUUGUACUUCUGUGCUAUUGAACCGAAUGACUGAGACAGACAUUACAGUUGCUGUCGAUGGAUCAGUCUACAAGCAUCAUCCCAGAUUAAAGAAAUGGAUGGUGCAAUUAAUCAAGGAAUUGUCACCUGAGAAGAAUUUUCAUUUGAUGUUGGCGGAAGAUGGAUCGGGGAAGGGUGCAGGUCUCGUGAGUGCCAUUGCUCAAAGAAUAAACACUCGUAACGUUUGCAUAACAAAUGGAAAUCAUAACAAUGGUCAUGCAAUGAACGGUCAUGGAAAGGAAAUGAAUGGACUUGGAAAACACAUGAAUGGUCAUCACAAUGGAGUUGUGAAUGGUUCUAAUGGUAUUCAUAAUGGACAUUGAUGAGCCUUCCCUCAAUUUACAUAAAAAAUAUGAAAAAAUAUAACACAGAAAUAAUUGACAGUUACCAUCAAUGUAAAAUGUAAAUGUUUACACUGCACUUUAUUAAUACUUAUCACAAGUUGAAACAUGUUUUCCCUUGCCAUUCAAUAAUUUUAUAAUUAAAUAACGAAAAUGUUAUUUAAACAGUACAAAUCAGCGAGAAAGUGCAAUUAAAAAAAUAUUUUCUUACUUUUCCUAAUUAAUUAACUGGAGAUGUUGAUUUUUAUUGAAUGUUUUCAAUGAAAACUAGGAAAACUCAAAUCAUGGCGUGACGUCAUAAUGAGAACCCUAAUGAAAACAUGUGUCAAGUAACCUCAAAGCAUAUUUUUACUUUUUAUGUACAUAGCUGAUGAAUCAGAUUCAUAAAAUGUCAUUUUAAAAUCGAAUCUUCACAUGUUGAUUAAUUUUAUAUUUUUUAUGAAUUUUUUAUGAUCUUAAGAAUAAGUGGCAUAAAAAUGGAAUGAAAUCAGAUUUUAAUAAGAAUUUGAAAAUGUUAUUUACUGAAGUCAAUUCUUUGACAGGACUGGAAACUUUUGUAAGUUAGAAAUGUUGAAAAGUAAAUUAUUUAGGUAUAUAAGAUAAAAUAAAGAAAAUUCCAUGUGAAACAUUAAAUUUUAAA